Molecule: messenger RNA, 2006 nt
Organism: Xenia sp. Carnegie-2017
Lineage: Eukaryota; Metazoa; Cnidaria; Anthozoa; Malacalcyonacea; Xeniidae
Product: cation-independent mannose-6-phosphate receptor-like
Exons: 15
Coding region: 172-1854 (560 amino acids)
Biological process (GO): lysosomal transport
Molecular function (GO): signaling receptor activity; D-mannose binding
Source: RefSeq, a predicted model, not a curated record
GGGUUCGAUGUCGGUGCAUGUGCUCUUCACGUGACCUGGUUAACUCGUGCCGCAUGUAAAGUACGCAGUCUCGACGCGCCUCCUGCAAAUUUACCACCUUGUGCAGCAAUCCAUCCAGCUACGAGGAAGGUCAUCGAUCUUCGUGUUUUAAAUAACACGAAGGGCUACCCGAUGAAUCAAUAUAAAAUCAAUAUAUGCGGCGUUGUUGAAGGUUGUCCAGGAACUUCGUCGAUUUGCAAGAAUGACAAAUCAAAAAAACCAACGAGUUUAGGCAACGUCAAUACUCAACUUCAAUAUCGUCAGGGGUUUCUGUUUCUCCAUUACACCAACGGAGACAUGUGCGUGCCUGAGCUAGGCCGUAAAAUGGAGACGAUGAUUACAUUCAUCUGCGACAGUUCAGCAGGCCGAGGAUCGCCUGUUAUCGAGAAAACAGGCGACUGCACGCAUUUCGUGACAUGGAAAACGGACCUAACUUGUGAAGCCGAGGUUGACUGUGUGGCUCAUGAUGGAAAGACGUUUUACGAUCUCACGCCUUUAGUAAGAAAUAACGCAAAUUAUGAGCUUUACUACGAAAAUAGACGUUUUAUCGUAAACGUUUGCCGAUCGUUGGUUCAAGGUUCUGGUUGUCCUGCUAAUGCCGCAGUUUGUCAAACAGGGAGUAAAAAGAGCUUGGGGAAAGUUAGCGGUCCACCUCGGAUAACGAAAGAAGGAAAAGUCCGAUUGAAUUAUACUGACGGAUCGUGUACAACGACGAUAACUUUCAUAUGCAAUCAAUUAUUGAACGAGCAAGUCAUUACUCAAGCCAAAGGUUGUAACGUGUCUAUUUCAUGGUCGACAACUUUGGUCUGCGCGAGGCCUUAUGCCAAUAACAGCUGCAUAUUUGUGGGGCCCAAAGGCGACUAUUGCUUUGACCUUAGAAAUUUGGGUUGGUCUGAAUCAAUCACCGCCACUAUACCCAAAGGAAACCUUAUCCACUUCAGCCAGUGUGGAAAGCGCAUCAAAAAAUGCGGAAAAGAAGACAAACGUCCAUUUGAAGCUUGCUUGAAGAUGGCUGGUAAAAAUGCGACGAGUUUAAUACGUAAGGGCAUCUCAUAUAACGGAAGUGAGGUCAGAAUUGAUUACGACGACGCCGUUUUGGUCUUGUACUGCGGAGAAAAUCAAAAUUCGAAUACUCCACUCUACAUAGGGCAGUAUGCGGAGGCGAACCAACUGAAGAGGUAUUUGUUCAGUCUGAUCACUCCUGCGGUGUGCCCGCCUCGCCAAUUUGCCUGCGAAGUAAAACACGGGAAAAAAACGUACAAUCUGAACGGCCUUGCUGACCAUAGAGAAUUUUCUGUCAGCCACCAUGACACGGUGUACUUGAUCAGUAUUUGCGGUCAUGUUCGCUUCACCCCUAAAACUGGCGUUUGUUCAUCUCGAGCUACAACAGUACGUAUUAAGGAUGGUGGUGAACCAGAGAUUAUAAGCGUAGAUAACAACUACAGCCUAACUUAUCAAGAAAAUGAAGAAUAUCCCAUUCGUCUUGUAUACAAUGGUAGCCAAAGUAUUGAUCUGUGUGGCGGGAAACUACCGUCUGUUGUCCAUAAGUUCAAAUGUGCUGGAAUAAUUCCUGGGCCAAGUUUUAAAGGAUUUGACAAAACGAACUGCCAAUUUACGUUUUGGUGGCAAACAUAUGAAGCGUGUGCCGAGCAAAGGUCCGCGUUGAGAAAAACGGGAGACUGGCGAUUCAGUGAUAAAAAAGCCGCAAAUUGCGAAUUGGAUUUAUAUUUUCUUAAGAAAGAAAUUCCAAAAUGUGAAAGAAUAACCAGUCUACAACUUUUUGCUCAUAAACAACAAGUCCUCGCCGAAAUCUAAUCCAAGCUAGUGCGCCACCCUCUCUAUCCCUGAUUAAUCUGAUCGACUUUCAAAAAAUCUGCCCAAGGAAUGUAUCUCCAUGCCAUUAUACAACUUGUGGAAAAUCUGUAAAACGAUUAAUGGCAUUUCUUUUGAUUGUCUUUAUUAAAGAU